CACACCAGUGCUCUCCUCUCUAAUUGGCUCAUAAUGACCAUAGGUACUGAUAAAAGGUGUUUUAACUUCAGACGGCAACUACAGUCCUUCUAUGAAGCUGAAAUUCAAGCAACAAAGAAAAAGAACAAGGUUUGCACGAUGAAGCUUCUCCUCCUAAUAAUGUUUACAACAACCUUCUGCUUUGUCAAUGCAGACAAGUCACACAGGAUGCUGGCAGCUAUCAUGGCAGGUAUGAAUGGAGGAAUGGCAAAUGGAGUGAUACCUGUCAGGGUGGCUGGGGGCCUGAACCCCUCUGUGGUAGCUGUUGGUGGGGCGGGUUUAGUUGGGCAGACGCAGUUUGUUCAGAUUGUUCCAGGUGUCCCUGCUUACGCUGCUCCUGCUCCUGUUUCUAAUGUGUACACUGUCCCUGCAGUCAAUACGUUUCCAUUCAUGGGAGUUCCUCAAACACGACCAAUGAAUCCUCCUCAGCAGCCUCUGAUGGGGGUUACAGGAGGUGUCUUACAGCAGCAGCUUCAGCCUGAUCCAUUCAGAAGAUUCAAGCGUCAGGUUAUGAAUCAAGCAAACACCUUUGAGACCACAGUGGAUACUCAGAUUCCAGCUCCCACUGAAACAACAAAACCAACUCCCUGCAAGGAAAAAGUUCAUCUUGAAGAAGACAUUGUUGAAGACAGUUUUUAAUCAAACUUGAAAACUUAACUUACUUGAUAAUAAAACUUUGAAAAAAC
Molecule: messenger RNA, 725 nt
Organism: Labrus mixtus (cuckoo wrasse)
Lineage: Eukaryota; Metazoa; Chordata; Actinopteri; Labriformes; Labridae
Exons: 9
Coding region: 34-678 (214 amino acids)
Source: RefSeq, a predicted model, not a curated record